UAGUUCCUCCCCAUUCACUGAAAAUAGCAGUUCUGUUUGACAUCGUGCUCACAACAGCGCCAGCCCAUCAUCUCUGUGGAAACUGAUUGACAGACUGCAUCAAUACCAUUCAAAGGCAUGAGGAGGCGGAGCUGGAGCGUGACUGACACCUUCAUCCUGCACCUGGGCAUGGCUGACACCCUGCUGCUGGUCACGCUGCCCCUCUGGGCUGUUCAGGCCGCUGGGGAAUGGAGCUUUGGGACACCCCUCUGCAAGAUCACUGGAGCCAUGUUUACAAUCAACUUUUACUGUGGCAUCUUCCUGCUGGCCUGCAUCAGUCUGGACCGCUACCUGUCCGUGGUCCACGCAGUCCAGAUGUACUCUCGCAGGAAGCCCUGGAUGGUGCAGGCCAGCUGCCUGUCCGUGUGGCUCCUCUCCCUCCUCCUCUCCAUCCCCGACUGGCACUUCCUGGAGUCUGUGAGGGACACCAGACGAGACAAAGUGGAGUGUGUUCACAACUACCCGUCCCUCUCCCAGUCUUGGUUUGACUGGCGCCUGGCCUCCCGCCUGCUCUACCACACGGUGGGCUUCCUCCUCCCCUCUGCCGUGCUACUCUUCUGCUACUCCUGCAUCCUGCUGCAGCUGCAGCGUGGCUCCCAGGGCCUCCAGAAGCAGAGGGCCGUCCGGGUCAUCCUGUUCCUGGUGCUGGUCUUCUUCCUCUGCUGGACGCCCUACAACAUCACCCUUAUGGUGGACACCCUCUACUCCAGCAACUCCCUGGUGGACACCUGCGAGAGCCAUAAUGCCCUGGACAUCUCCCUGACGGCCACCUCUUCUCUGGGCUACCUGCACUGCAGCCUCAACCCCGUGCUCUACGCCUUCGUGGGGGUGAAGUUCCGGCGCCACCUGCUGGACAUGCUGAGGUCCCUGGGCUGCAAGCUGAAGAGUGGAGUCAGGCUGCAGACUGCCAGCCGGAGGAGUUCCAUGUGGUCUGAGUCUGGAGACACCUCCCACACCUCUGCCAUCUAUUAAGUACUUCUCUCUAUCCCAAGAUUUCCAAAACUAGGUCCUAAGGACCCCAAAGGGUGCAUGUUUUGUUUUUUGCCCUAGCACUACACAUUUGAUACAAAUAAUCAGCUAAUCGUCAAGCUUUGAUAAUUUGAAUCAGCUGUGUAAUGUUAGGGCGAAAACCCAAAACGUGCACCCCUUGGUGUCUGAGGACCGAGUUUAGGAAACGCUGCUCUACGCUCUAUCCUGUUGCUCUUGAGUUGUCGUUGACUCAAUAAGUGGAUUAUCAAUGUGACCUUUAGCCUACUCCAACUUCCAAAUUAUAUUUCCAUUAUAAAAACAAAUAUUAAAAACAUUUGAGUAUAGAAAUACUUUUGUUUUAAUUUUGUAAUUAAUCAUUUUACUUACCUGCUUCAUGUUUUGUUAAAUGAUAACUGGCAUGUGCUCUGUUAUAGUUAAUGCAUUUGUUAUUACUGACAUCCCAUUUCAUAACAAAAAUGCACAGUAUCAGGUUAGCAUUUCAAGGAACCAUAG
Messenger RNA from Oncorhynchus mykiss (rainbow trout), 1521 nucleotides. It is a transcript of the gene cxcr3.1, whose product is annotated as C-X-C motif chemokine receptor 3, tandem duplicate 1. Gene Ontology annotation, molecular function: C-C chemokine binding; C-C chemokine receptor activity; C-X-C chemokine receptor activity. NCBI's taxonomy places the organism in Eukaryota, Metazoa, Chordata, Actinopteri, Salmoniformes, Salmonidae. Gene Ontology annotation, biological process: immune response; positive regulation of cytosolic calcium ion concentration; regulation of leukocyte migration. The record is from RefSeq and is a predicted model, not a curated record. Gene Ontology annotation, cellular component: membrane; external side of plasma membrane.